CGACACCAGCAUAGAUUUAUAUCCCACCGAAAGAGAGACUUUUAUUUAGUCAGUAUUGAGCUUUGUUGUCACUAAGAAGUCUUUCUGGUACUUCUUCGGGCUUACAUUUUCCGUGUUUUCUUCGCAUCUGCUGGCGCGUGUGUUGUAGAUUUACAUUCACGACAAAGUCGAUGCUUUUUCCCUAUCUUUGUGCCUUGUUUUUUUGGUAGUUUGAGUGACAAAAAUUAUCAAAUGAGUAGAUAAGUCGCAUUCGUUUUGUGGUUGAAAGAGUGGAAUGGCACUGGAAAAAUUCGAUAAUUUCAGCACACACGAAUAUGCUGAAGUAUCGUGUUUUUAUCGUGAUAAAGAGUGAAGAAAAGUAAAUGUGAAGGGGAGACGAGAGCGAGAGAGAGAGAAAGAACAGGACAGUGAGGUUGAUUGUGUAAUAAAUGUUUAGAGUAGUAAAAAAGUUAGUCAAAUAUUGAUGAGUUUUUGCCCUCGAACAGUACAAUUCUCAAUGUGAAAAAUUAAUCGCAAAAGUAUGUUUUGAGAGGAAGGCAAACAAAUAUUAUCGAGCAUAGUUUUCAUCGCGAGACGGAAAACAGAACAAUCAACUACAUUUUUGUUGAUCUGGAGUGUGUAAAAAGUUGAAAUGGAAACAUUCCAGUAAUUGAAGAGUGCUUUUAUAAUGAUGUGUGAGAAAAUAUGAAAAUUUGCAGAUGAUUUGCGAUUUUUCAUGUGACUUUUGGGUGGAAAAUUGUGACGAGAACAUUAAGUGGAGAGUUCGGCGAUGGAGUGGUCGUGGUUGAAAGAUUGGUGGAGAUUGAAGAGACUGAGACGGAGGCAGAAAUGUCACGAUGGAUAUCUGAGUAAUGACAAUGAUGACGAUGAAGAAAACUACAAUGAAUUCUGCUACUGUGACGAAUGCAUGAAUGGUGAUAUUGAUCUCUGCGAUGGCACGGAGAUUGAUUCUGAUGGGAGUGUGUCAUCAUGUUCCGGGAAGCAAGUGGUCGUUGGCGUUUGCGCCAUGGCGAAGAAGUCACAGUCGAAGCCAAUGAAGGAGAUUCUAACGCGUCUCCAGGAGUUUGAGUACAUCAAGAUCGUGGUGUUUCCUGAAGAAGUGAUCCUCAAAGAUCCUGUGGAGAAGUGGCCAGUCUGUGAUUGCCUGAUAUCCUUCCACUCGAAGGGCUUCCCUCUGGAGAAGGCUGUCAACUAUGCUCAGCUGAGAAAGCCGUACGUGAUCAAUAAUCUUCACACGCAGUAUGAUAUUCAGGAUCGUCGGAAAGUUUAUUCAAUCUUGGAGAGUGAAGGCAUCGAGAUUCCUCGAUAUGCUGUACUUGAUCGUGAUUCUCCUGAUCCAAAACAUCACGAACUUUUAGAGAGCGAGGAUCAUGUGGAGGUCAAUGGGGUGAUCUUCAACAAGCCUUUUGUGGAGAAGCCCGUCUCAGCUGAAGAUCACAACAUCUAUAUUUACUAUCCAACAUCUGCUGGAGGCGGUAGUCAGCGGCUUUUUCGCAAGAUUGGCAGCAGGAGCAGUGUUUACUCGCCAGAGUCUCGGGUGAGGAAGACGGGGUCUUUCAUCUAUGAGGACUUUAUGCCAACGGAUGGGACGGAUGUGAAGGUGUACACAGUGGGACCGGAUUAUGCUCAUGCGGAGGCGAGAAAAAGCCCGGCUCUCGAUGGGAAGGUUGAGCGUGAUCGAGAAGGGAAGGAGAUUCGAUAUCCUGUGAUACUGAGCAAUGGAGAAAAGUUGAUAUCGCGCAAAGUCUGUCUUGCUUUCAAGCAGACCGUCUGUGGUUUCGAUUUACUAAGGGCCAAUGGAAAGUCUUACGUUUGCGACGUGAAUGGUUUCAGCUUUGUUAAGAAUUCAAACAAGUAUUACGAUGAUUGUGCUAAAAUACUCGGCAAUAUGAUACUGAGGGAGUUGACGCCAACCCUCCACAUUCCCUGGUCUGUGCCAUUUCAAUUGGACGAUCCGCCAAUUGUGCCCACGACUUUCGGCAAAAUGAUGGAGCUGAGGUGUGUCGUGGCUGUAAUAAGGCACGGUGAUAGGACACCAAAGCAGAAGAUGAAGGUGGAAGUGCGACACCCCAAGUUUUUUGAGAUCUUCGAGAAGUACGAUGGCUACAAGCACGGUCAUGUGAAAUUGAAACGUCCGAAGCAACUGCAGGAGAUCUUGGACAUUGCGCGAUACCUUCUCACGGAGAUCCAGACAAAAUCGGCUGAGUCUGAGGUGGAGGAGAAACAGGGUAAACUGGAGCAACUGAAGUCCGUCCUGGAGAUGUAUGGCCACUUUUCAGGGAUUAAUCGAAAGGUGCAAAUGAAGUAUCAGCCAAAAGGACGUCCUCGUGGCUCGAGUUCCGACGAUGGCAUGUCACUAGCAGAUGCGCCAAAGGAGCCUUCUCUUGUGCUCAUACUCAAGUGGGGCGGCGAGCUGACACCGGCGGGUCGGGUGCAGGCCGAGGAACUAGGCAGAAUCUUUCGGUGCAUGUAUCCUGGAGGGCAGGGAAGGCAUGACUAUUCGGGAACACAGGGUUUAGGACUACUGAGUAUUUCCAGAUUGCAUUCCACCUUUCGGCACGAUUUGAAGAUCUACGCCAGCGAUGAGGGCCGAGUGCAGAUGACGGCGGCGGCGUUUGCCAAAGGUCUUCUCGCACUCGAGGGUGAAUUGACACCCAUUCUGGUACAAAUGGUGAAGAGUGCUAACACAAAUGGACUCUUGGACAAUGACUGUGAUUCUAGCAAAUAUCAAAAUAUGGCCAAGAAUCGCCUUCAUGAGUUGAUGCAGAUUGAUAGAGAUUUUACUCAAGCUGAUCGCGAGGCUAUCAAUCCUGGAAACAGUGUGAGCAUAAAUCAAGCGUUGGAUUUUGUGAGGAAUCCGGUGAAAUGCUGCACGCAUGUUUGUAGUUUGAUUCAGUCUUUGAUGGCGGUGAUUGCUGUGAAGAGAGAUGAUCCCAAAACAAGAGACGCAAUUCUGUAUCAUGGGGAAACUUGGGAACUCAUGGGCAGACGCUGGGGGAAGAUUGAGAAGGAUUUCUCUACGAAAACUAAGACAUUUGACAUCUCGAAGAUCCCAGAUAUCUAUGAUUGUAUCAAGUAUGAUUUGCAACACAAUCAGCACACACUCCAGUUUGAGCAAGCUGAGGAAUUGUACAUCAAUGCUAAGUAUCUGGCAGACAUUGUCAUACCUCAGGAGUACGGAUUGACAGUGCAGGAGAAGAUUGCCAUUGGUCAGGGCAUUUGCACGCCUUUGCUAAAGAAGAUCAAGUCGGAUCUGCAGAGGAAUAUCGAAGAAGCGGGCGAUGAGAGUGUCAAUCGACUCAAUCCGCGCUAUAGCCAUGGAGUGUCUAGUCCAGGAAGGCACGUGAGGACUCGCUUGUACUUCACCAGUGAGAGUCACGUUCAUUCCCUCCUUACGGUGCUGCGUUAUGGCGGAUUGCUCAACACGCUGUCGGAUGAACAGUGGCGAAGAGCCAUGGAGUAUGUCUCGAUGGUUUCUGAGCUGAAUUAUAUGUCUCAAAUUGUGAUCAUGUUGUAUGAGGAUCCAACAAAGGAUCCCUGCUCAGAAGAGCGUUUUCAUGUGGAGCUUCACUUCUCGCCUGGUGUGAAUUGCUGUGUCCAGAAGAAUUUGCCACCUGGCCCGGGAUUUCGGCCGCACAGUCGCAACGAUUCUGUGACUUCGAAGAGCACCAGUGGAGAAGAGGACUCCAUGACAACAAGGAUUGACGAGGAGGGAGAUGUUGGGAAUGAGGAGGAGAGCGCCCAAAACACUCCACAGAAUGCCGAUGCUACAGAUUCGAGCGCCAAAGGAUCGAAAGGUGAGAAUUCACCGUCGGAAAUUGCUCCUCUUCAUCAGUUCAACUCGCCAAAAAUCAAGUCAUCUGAGCCAAUUCCCAUUGGAUCAUGUCACACGGUUUCUGGUCACGAAGCGAUGGAUUUGGCAAAGAGAUUGAGUAAGGAAUUGGCUUCACAGCAGCAAUUACAGGGAGGAUCUCUGGGUGCAACGAGAUCUAUGAGUCCAGACACUGAGCCAAGAUCUCGAUCCUACGAAACAACACAGUCCAAGGCUAAAGCCGAGCACUAUCCACGAUACCAAAGUCUCCAAGCGGUUAAUGACGAAGAAGACAUGCUAGAUGCCAUGCUCGGUGCUGCUUUGCCUCCUGUGUCUCCUGUGCAUGGUAGAGAGCGGAGGAAGAAGUCGUCAGUAUCGACUCCGCUGUACGAUAUCAAUUCGGCCACUAACGAGCUGCCCCUGUCGGCAAUCAGUUUCAAAUCCAAUCCCGCGAGUCCGGACGUGGCGGGCGCGUGUGACAACGAGCCCUGCCUGUACAGCGUCCGGCCGCUCAGCGGCAGUCGGAUUUCGCUGAUGGCGACCAAUGAGCGCCCGCUGUCCUGCACGUGUCUCCUGCGUCUGUCGGUCACGGAUGGUGUGGAGUCGUCGCCGGAGGCCGAGGGCGGUGCGCACCGGCGGAGCACGCUCCACAAUCCCGUGGCGUCGAUGCUGGAGCUCGAUGGGGGCAGUGAGGUGGGCGCUGCGGUGGCGGCGGUUGAUACUGACGAGGCGUGCGAGGAGGAGAAGAGGCGUGCAAAUUCAGCACCGGCCACUCUGUGCCUGUGCAUGCGUGAUACAGCGGCUAGCAGUGCUAUUGUUAACUUACCACGCAUCUUGGUUGAUUCACCAACACACGAGAGACACAGCACAGCUGAGAAACUUUAUCAUGAAUUACAUAUGACCAAUAAUGACGGUGAUCCCGUGUCGAGUCAUCUAACAAAGUCCAUAUCAGAUGGUCUCAUUAACACCACACUAAUUGCGUACGAUGAUAGCAACAUUGUCGAUGAGACAGCGACACAGUGUGUUGAUGUGAUGCGAAAGAGGUGCAAUGAUACUAAUGCCAAGUCCCAUCAUGGUGUCAUAACAAAUGUGUCCACCUCUCUUUCAACCACACCAACAUGUUCCCAUGCUCAUGCAUCAACCAAAACCCAACAACACAAUUCAGAUAUCACGGCGACAACGACAGCCGCCUCAUCCGUUCAGACAUCAUCAUCGACAAACACCGUGAGGCGUCAACGACACAGCAUUGCCGGCCAGAUGAGCUAUUUCAAAAUGUUCGGUUUUGGCGGAUUUAGCAAGAAAAUGGCCAGCACCAAUAGUCUAUUUAGCACAGCGGUGAUCAGUGGCAGCUCGUCGGCGCCCAAUUUGAGGGACAUGAUACCCAGCACGGCGUCACCAUCAGUACUUGAAGGAAUUGGAGGUGUUCCGUCCAUCAGACCUCUCGAGACGCUCCAUAAUGCGCUCUCGCUCAGGCAGCUGGACUCCUUCCUUGAGACGAUGACGGCGGCUCCGAUGUUUAAGACUCCAGCAUCCUCACCGCCCAAAUAUCCGUCGACGCCGCUGCCUACGCCUGUGCAGACGCCACAGAACUCCAUCCCGGAGAAGUUUAUAAAUUGGAGCGGUCAGUCCAGCAUGACGAGCAGCCUGAGCGCCUUGUCCAGUGGAGGUCCUCCAAGUCCCAACAUAUCCGAGUCCUUCUCCAGAGGAGGAUAUUCUAGUACGGAUAUGUCGGCGAGCAUCAACAGCACAGAUGAAUUGGGAAUACUGGGCGCCACUGCUGAACUGUGUCAGAUGUUCCCAACUCUCGACGCCGAUCUCUGCGCUGUGAGUCAUCAAUUGACUCUAGAAAGCCUUCCAUUGAGCUGCACGGAUAUCUCUCAGGGCGCCAGUGGCGAAUUGACGCCCAUCAGUACCGGAUCGGACUUUGAUUUUAACACCAAUGACGCCACUAAGGGUUCUUCCACGAAUGAAAUAGGCACUGAGGAUUCUGAUGAGGAGACCACAGUGUCAGCCACUGCAGAUGUUUCUUUCCCCACUGAUGGAUUCCUCUCAAUGGACAACCUGAAGAGCUUCAAUGUGGCCAAUGAGCCCUUUAAGAAGUCUCUGGAGACCUAUCAAACCUCCGUGAUGAAUAUCAAGAGGAAGCUGAGCGAGAAGUGCUCGUCAGAGGACGGCAUGUAUCUAACAGGCGCCAUGCCAAAGCCCUGCGGGCGAAGUCCGCGCAUCCAGAAGCAAAUCAGUGCGUACGAGAGGGAGUCUCGUAAGAUGAUUGCCAGAGAACCACUUCCAGGUGAAAAUCAGCCUCACUAUUGCAUCUCUGCGGACGAUAUCAAUCGCUCCGUGGCCGAGAGCGAAGUUCCGAGGCAGAAGAAGAUCAACAAAGAAGCCAAAACCAAGUCAUGUGCUAACCUGAAGAUUUUUUCCAAUGCUCCGGGCGCUCUUGUGGUGAAGGAGAAGUUCAUAGCGCCACCAAAGAGGGUGGCCAACAGCUUCCACGGCAAGACGCAAUUCUCCCAGAACAGUGAUCUCUUUCGCAGAACCAUCAGCCAAGGCGUGGUGGCAAAUGCGCCCGCUGACGCACCCGCUAAUCGCUUUACCACUACUAUUGUUCCUGAAGCAUGCCAAGAGAGUCAGGCGAGGGCUACCAAAGAGGAUUAAGCUUCUAUUCCAAUGUUGACAAUUCAAUAAAUAAAUUGCUGUUAAUGAGAAAAAGAAA
Phlebotomus argentipes is the source of this 6527-nucleotide messenger RNA. Its product is annotated as inositol hexakisphosphate and diphosphoinositol-pentakisphosphate kinase. The transcript has 16 exons. Bases 770 to 6469 code for a protein of 1899 amino acids. Gene Ontology annotation, molecular function: 5-diphosphoinositol pentakisphosphate 1-kinase activity; diphosphoinositol pentakisphosphate kinase activity; inositol hexakisphosphate kinase activity. Gene Ontology annotation, cellular component: cytosol. The record is from RefSeq and is a predicted model, not a curated record. Gene Ontology annotation, biological process: inositol metabolic process; inositol phosphate biosynthetic process. NCBI's taxonomy places the organism in Eukaryota, Metazoa, Arthropoda, Insecta, Diptera, Psychodidae.